This is a messenger RNA of Molossus molossus (Pallas's mastiff bat), 2312 nucleotides long. It is a transcript of the gene CD2AP, whose product is annotated as CD2 associated protein. Gene Ontology annotation, cellular component: vesicle; cytoplasm; cell leading edge. The record is from RefSeq and is a predicted model, not a curated record. Gene Ontology annotation, molecular function: protein binding. The transcript has 20 exons. Bases 382 to 2163 code for a protein of 593 amino acids. NCBI's taxonomy places the organism in Eukaryota, Metazoa, Chordata, Mammalia, Chiroptera, Molossidae.
GUCAUCCUAGAUUUAGGAUUGGCCAUAAAUCCAGAGAUUGGUGUCCUUGUUGAAAGUAAGGAGAAGAUGAUCUGAGGAGGCAGAGAUAUUAUAAGGAGAAGGCCAUGUGCAAAUGAAGGCAGAGAAAUUAAAAGAAAAUUGGCUCCCUUUUGAAGUUGGGAUGUUUUCAGCUGCAGAUAGAAAUACUGACUAAAAUACACUUAAAAGUUAAGUUAAAACUACUUCUAUAACAAGAAAUCUAAAGUUGACUAUAUUGUGGAGUUUGACUAUGAUGCUGUACAUGAUGAUGAAUUAACUAUUCGAGUUGGGGAAGUCAUCCGGAAUGUGAAAAAACUACAGGAGGAAGGAUGGCUAGAAGGAGAACUAAAUGGGAGAAGAGGAAUGUUUCCUGAUAAUUUUGUUAAGGAAAUUAAAAGAGAGACAGAAUCCAAGGAUGGCAGUUUGCCCAUCAGACGUGAAAGGCAUGGGAAUGUAGCAAGUCUUGUACAACGAAUAAGCACCUAUGGACUUCCAGCUGGAGGAAUUCAGCCACAUCCACAAACUAAAAACAUUAAGAAGAAGACCAAGAAGCGGCAGUGUAAAGUUCUCUUUGAGUACAUUCCACAAAAUGAUGAUGAACUGGAGCUGAAAGUGGGAGAUAUUAUUGAUAUUAAUGAAGAGGUAGAGGAAGGCUGGUGGAGUGGAACCCUGAACAACAAAGUGGGACUGUUUCCUUCAAAUUUUGUGAAAGAAUUAGAGGUAACAGAUGAUGGUGAAGCUCAUGAAGCCCAGGAGGAUUCAGAAACGGUUUGGACGGGGCCCACCUCGCCUUUCCCCUCGCUGGGGAACGGGAACGACACUGCCCCCGGCUCAGCGACACAGCCGAAGAAGAUCCGAGGAGUCGGAUUUGGAGAUAUUUUUAAAGAAGGCUCUGUGAGACUCAGGACAAGAACAUCCAGUAGUGACACAGAAGAGAAAAAAUCAGAAAAGCCCUCAAUCGUGCAGUCACUGGGAUCCAGAACUCAGAGUGUGGAGACGACAAAAACAGACCCUGAAGGUAAAACUAAAGCUAAGGAAUAUUGUAGAACAUUAUUUGCCUAUGAAGGUACUAAUGAAGAUGAACUUACUUUUAAAGAGGGAGAGAUAAUCCAUUUGAUAAGCAAGGAGACUGGAGAAGCUGGCUGGUGGAAGGGUGAACUUAAUGGAAAAGAAGGAGUAUUUCCAGACAAUUUUGCUGUUCAGAUAAAUGAACUGGAUAAGGACUUUCCAAAACCAAAGAAACCACCACCACCUCCUGCUAAGGGUCCAGCCCCAAAGCCUGACCUGAUAUCUGCAGAGAAAAAGUAUUUUCCUGCAAAGCCCGAAGAAAGAGAUGAAAAAUCCAUGCUGGAACAGAAACCUUCUAAACCAGCUGCUCCACAAGUCCCACCCAAGAAGCCUAAUCCACCCACCAAAGCCAAUAAUUUAUUGAGAUCUUCUGGAACCGUGUACCCAAAGCGACCUGAGAAACCAGUUCCUCCACCACCACCUGUAGCCAGGGUUAAUGGGGAAGUGUCUGCCAUUUCAUCAAAAUCUGAAACUGAGCCAGUAUCAAAACCAAAGCUAGAUUCUGAACAGUUACCACUUAGACCAAAAUCAGUAGACCUAGAUUCAUUUACAAUUAGGAGCUUUAAAGAAACAGAUAUUGUGAGUUUUGAUGAUAUAGCUUCCUCAGAAAACUUGCUACAUCUCACUGCAAAUAGACCGAAGAUGCCUGGAAGAAGGUUGCCUGGCCGCUUCAAUGGUGGACUUUCUCCAACUCAGAGCCCAGAAAAAAUCUUGAAAUCACCCAAAGAAGAAGAUAGUGCCAACGUAAAGCCAUCUGAUUUUAAAAAGGAUUCUUGCAACUCUCCAAAGCCAUCUCUGUACCUUUCAACACCCUCAAGUUCUUCAAAACCAAAUGUGGCUGCUUUUUUAACUCUGUCAGAAAUGAAAGCUAAAUUAGAAGCAGAUGAUGGGGGAAAAUUGUCCCUGGAUGAACUUAAAACUGAGAUGCUUGAAUUGCUCUGCAUUAUAGAAGCCCUGAAGAAGGAUCAUGGGAAAGAACUGGAAAAACUGCGAAGGGAUCUGGAGGAGGAGAAGGCGAUGAGAAGUAACCUGGAGGUAGAAAUAGAGAAGCUGAAAAAAGCUAUCCUGUCUUCUUGAAGAGGCACGGACCCAGUAUUUCUAAUGAUAUGGGAACUCAGAAGCAACACUAUUUCAAUUGACUUGUUAUUUAAAAAUGAAACGGUUUGGACGGGGCCCACCUCGCCUUUCCCCUCGCUGGGGAACGGGAAUGAGACUGCCCCCGGCUC